This is a messenger RNA of Magnusiomyces paraingens, 369 nucleotides long. RefSeq names its product 60S ribosomal protein uL29. Gene Ontology annotation, cellular component: cytosolic large ribosomal subunit; ribosome. Gene Ontology annotation, biological process: translation; maturation of LSU-rRNA from tricistronic rRNA transcript (SSU-rRNA, 5.8S rRNA, LSU-rRNA). Bases 1 to 369 code for a protein of 122 amino acids. Gene Ontology annotation, molecular function: structural constituent of ribosome; mRNA binding. The transcript has 2 exons. NCBI's taxonomy places the organism in Eukaryota, Fungi, Ascomycota, Dipodascomycetes, Dipodascales, Dipodascaceae. The record is from RefSeq and is a predicted model, not a curated record.
AUGGCCAACCCUAAGACUGCUGAAUUCCAGAACAAAUCCAAGGCUGAGCUCGAGGAAGAACUCCAGAGCCUCAAGGAGGAGCUUAACAAGCUUCGCGUCCAGCACGCUUCUAACAGCAACGUCAAGUCUUCCAAGUUGAACGAUGUCCGAAAGUCGAUUGCUCGCAUCUUGACCAUCAUCCACAACACUCAGCGUGAGCAGCUCGCCGAGUUGUACAAGGGCAAGAAGUACGUCCCCAAGGAUCUUAGAGCCAAGCAAACCAGAGCCAUUAGACAAAGACUCACUGCUUCCCAGCUCAAUGCUAAGACUCCUGCUCAGCUUAAGAAGGCUGCCGCUUUCCCCCAGAGAAAGUUUGCCAUCAAGGCCUAA